CCACAGACUGACUAGCAAGAUGAGAGGGACUGCAGACCCUAAAGUGAAGACCGAGACCACGACGAGGGGUGACUACAGUCUCGCUGAGUUUGAGAUUCACUAAAAACACAGUUUAGUCAAAGGACACGGCAGCAGUCAUGGCUCAAGCUCUGGACAUUGAUCGCUGGAAUCUGGAGUGUGAGUUCAACAACACCGACCAUCGCACUGAUCUCAACGGAGUAGAUCGUCUGAUCGUGAGAAGAGGCCAACCGUUCUCAAUCAGCCUGUACCUUCGCUCCGGAAUCUACCAACCGGGAGACAGCUCUCUUGACUUCGUUGCAGAGACAGGUCCUCAGCCCUCUGAGCAGUAUGGCACCAGGGCUUCCUUUGGUCUGUCUGCCAACAUUGACACUUCCCGUUGGAGCGCCACUGUCACCAGCCCCCCCGGAGACAUGGUGGCCCUGUCCGUCUGCUCUGCUCCUGACGCACCAAUAGGCCGCUACACCCUGACCUUGGGGCAAUCAGGCCAGAUUGAGUUUGUCCUGCUCUUUAACCCUUGGUGUCCAGGAGAUGCAGUAUACAUGGACAAUGAGCAGAGUUUGGCAGAGUAUGUCUUAUCUCAGGAUGGAAUCAUCUUUCGAGGCAGCUACAAAUAUCCCAUAUCUACUCCCUGGAACUUUGGCCAGUUUGAAAGUGGGAUUCUGGAAAUCUGUCUGAGGAUUCUGGAUAUGAAUCCUAAAUGUCUGAAAAAUCCUGGCAAAGACUGCUCAGGGAGGAGAAAUCCCAUCUAUGUUUCCAGAGUGCUUAGUGCCAUGGUAAAUUGUAAUGACGACAAAGGGGUUUUGCUGGGAAAAUGGACAGAUGGCUAUGAAGGAGGUGUCAGCCCAAUGUUCUGGAGGGGCAGUGUGGAGAUAUUGCGUAACUGGGACACACAAGCCUGUCAGCCUGUUCGUUACGGACAGUGCUGGGUGUUUGCUGCAGUGGCCUGUUCAAUUUCCCGAGCUCUUGGCAUCCCCUGCCGAGUUGUCACCAACUACCUUUCGGCCCACGACAACAACAGCGACCUGGUGAUCGAACGAUACAUUAAUGAAAAUGGAGAACUCAUUCAGUCUAGAGAAAUGAUCUGGAAUUAUCACUGCUGGGUGGAAAACUGGAUGACGAGGCCUGACCUAAAAUCUGAUUUUAAUGGUUGGCAGGCCAGUGACCCUACACCUCAGGAGAAAAGUGAAGGAGUGUACUGCUGCGGCCCCAUCCCUGUCAAGGCCAUCAAGGAGGGCGAGCUUGCUUUCAAGUACGAUGCCCCGUUUGUCUUUGCUGAGGUCAAUGCGGAUGUCAUUACCAUCAUGAAGAAAAAAGAUGGCAACACAUCAAAAGUCACUAGCACUACAGUGGUGGGCCAAAAGAUCAGCACAAAGAGUGUUGGCAGUGAUACCAGAGAGGACAUCACUCAUCUCUACAAGUACCCCGAAGGCUCGGAUGAAGAGCGGGAGGCUUUCAAGAAGGCUAACCACCAAAACAAGCUGCUCCAGCAGCAGGAAAAUGAAGGCCUACACAUCACUAUCAAGGUCAGCUCAGACAUGAGGAAGGGCUGCGACUUUGAUGUGUUUGCUGUGGUUACAAACAACACGCAAAGCGAGAAGAAGUGCCGCCUGGUGUUUGGGUCCUGCGCUAUGUCCUACAAUGGGUUUCUGGGAAAGAAUUGUGGUUUUAAAGAUCUGCUCAAUGUUGAACUUUCCCCAGGAGAAGAGAGGCGAGUUCCACUAAGGCUCAACUACUCUAAAUACGGUGUCUUACUCACUGAGGACAACUUAAUCCGACUUGCUGUCCUGUUGAUGGACUACUCAACCCAAGAGACAACCCUGGCAGUGAGGAACAUUGUGCUGGACAAUCCUGAAAUCAAAGUCAGAAUCCUGGGUGAACCAAAGGAGAAUCGGAAGUUGGCUGCAGAGAUCACCCUCAAAAACCCACUGCCAGAGCCGCUGGAGAACUGCUGCUUCAGCAUCGAGGGGGCCAACCUCACUGCAGGACUCGUCAUCUCUGAGAGGUUACUUGGCUCCUCAGUGGGACCUGGGGAAGAUGCCAAGGUGAAAAUGUACUUCACUCCAACCCAUUCUGGGCUGAGAAAGCUGGUGGUCGACUUUGACAGCAACAAGUUGUGUCACGUCAAGGGCUACAGAAACGUCAUCAUUGGAAAAUAAAUACUUUUAACCUUUACAAGCCAUUCUUCAGCAGUACUGUUACUCUUUUGUAAUGUUUAACUGUUCACCCAUCUAAGGAUACGUACUUGCACCCUCUUUUGCAGUGUUAAUUCAUAAAAUGCUUU
This is a messenger RNA of Etheostoma cragini (Arkansas darter), 2302 nucleotides long. RefSeq names its product transglutaminase 2b (gene tgm2b). The transcript is spliced from 13 exons. Gene Ontology annotation, molecular function: protein-glutamine gamma-glutamyltransferase activity. The record is from RefSeq and is a predicted model, not a curated record. Gene Ontology annotation, biological process: peptide cross-linking. Lineage: Eukaryota; Metazoa; Chordata; Actinopteri; Perciformes; Percidae. Bases 138 to 2177 code for a protein of 679 amino acids.